Molecule: messenger RNA, 2310 nt
Organism: Malassezia globosa CBS 7966
Lineage: Eukaryota; Fungi; Basidiomycota; Malasseziomycetes; Malasseziales; Malasseziaceae
Exons: 1
Coding region: 1-2310 (769 amino acids)
Biological process (GO): protein O-linked glycosylation via mannose
Cellular component (GO): endoplasmic reticulum; membrane
Molecular function (GO): dolichyl-phosphate-mannose-protein mannosyltransferase activity
Source: RefSeq, a predicted model, not a curated record
AUGGUACAGGACACUAGACAGUCACGCCAUCGGAAUGCAUCUGCAUCCCGCAAGGCUAAGCUGGCACCGAAAGUGAAUGAGUCUGAGAAAACUAGCGUGUCGUCGCUUUAUGGCUUAUCUCCAGCGAUGGUAAAUACCGCCAUUACUGUUGGCCUUUGUGCUACCGCCUUUUACGUGCGUGCCUAUCAGAUUGAAUUGCCAAAUGAGGUGGUGUUUGAUGAAGUGCACUUCGGAAAGUUUGCUGCGUACUACGUGACCAGAAGAUACUUUUUUGAUGUGCACCCACCGCUAGCGAAAAUGAUGAUUGCAGCCGUUGCGUGGCUUGCUGGGUUCGACGGCAAGUUUGAAUUUGAUAACAUCGGUGAUUCAUACAUUGAAAAUAACGUACCAUACAAACCAAUUCGGCUGUUCAUUGCUGCUGUCGGCUCACUGCAUGUGCCGCUCGUGUUCCAGAUCUUGCGUGAGACUGGCACAUCGACCACCAUGGCGCUCAUAGCAGCACUAGCCAUCUUGUUUGACAAUGCUCAGGUGUUACAAUCGCGACUGAUCCUGCUGGACGCGCCUCUUGUCCUGUUUGUCCUGUGCAGCUUGUAUUCGUAUGUCAAGUUCUACGCACAGCGCUACCGCCCAUUCCAACCUGCUUGGUGGGCGUGGCUGACAGCAACGGGCGUGAGCUUGGCAUUGACGAUCUCGUGCAAAAUGGUCGGCUUGCUGACAUUCUUUACGAUUGGUGGUGCCGUACUAUUUGAUCUUUGGAAUUUGUUGGACAUCCGCCGUGGUCUUUCUAUGCGUGUGUUCGUAAAGCACUUCUGUGCACGAGCUUUAUGCCUUAUUGUGGUCCCGUUCCUGAUCUAUCUAAGCUUCUUCUACAUCCAUUUCUCCGUACUCACACAAACCGGCUCGGGCGAUGAUUUCAUGAGUCUAGAGUUCCAACAGACACUCAAUGGCAAUGAAUACUUGGAGACACCCAUCAGCAUCCACGCAUACGACUCUAUCACUCUUCGACACGUGGGCACGAAUGCAUAUCUCCAUUCUCAUCCGAGCAGGUACCCGCUGGAAUAUGAGGACGGUCGGAUCUCCUCUGAAGGCCAGCAAGUCACUGCCUAUGAGCACCAGGACGACAACAAUCUUUGGAGGAUCGAGCCCGUCGAGCCAGUCGACAACGAAGAUGGCUCAUUCAAUGAGACUCGCCGCAUGAUUCAUCACAACCAGUUAAUCCGACUCUUGCAUCUUGGAACGAACACAUAUCUUAUGACGCAUGACGUGGCAUCUCCCCUAAUGAUGACGAACAUGGAGUUCACAACAGUCUCCGGCGACAACGAGCAAGAAUACGCCAACACCUUGUUUAAGGUUAUGGUCGAAGGUGCUACGACUGAUGACAUUGCUUGGGAUAGUCGCCGUACAUCAGUGCGCCUCGUACACAAUGACACAGGUGUUGUCAUGUGGACUCGCGCGGACGGCCGUCUUCCUGACUGGGGGUAUGGACAGCUUGAAGUGAAUGGCGACAAGAACCAAAGAGAAAAGACGGCUAUCUGGACUGCCAUGGACGUUAGACCGGACCCUGAGUCACCGUUGUUCGAGAGCCGCUCGAACAUUCCACAAGAACCUCUUGCUCCUAUCCCGCGAAGCUUCCUCCAAAAGUACACUGAAUUACAGGGCCUCAUGCUAUCACACAACAAUCAACUCACAAGCAGUCACCCAUACGAUAGCCGGCCACAGUCGUGGCCCGUUGUGUACGAUGGCGUCGCAUAUUGGUCGAAGGACGAGGCGCAGGAACAAAUCGCCUUUUUCGGCAAUGUCGUCAGUUGGUGGUGUGCAUCCUUUGCUGUUCUUGCUUUCGUUGCCAUCUUUUUCACUGACUUGCUUUGCCGCCGCCGUGGCUUGUAUUACUUGUCGACGGCCGAGCGAUGUCGUUACUUGCACACAACGGGCUUCUUUGUGUACGCAUGGGCAUGUCAUUAUGUGCCAUUCUUUCUUAUGCAUCGACAACUUUUCAUUCACCACUAUCUUCCUGCGCAUGCAUGCUCAGUGCUUGUCUUUGCAGGCAUGCUGGACUUUGUCACGAGCCGCUCUAUCGACCUACCGAUUACUCCUGCGGGACCGGAGCUCCCAGCGGAGCGACGUCGCCCGGUGAUGAGGCGACGUCAGGGCCGUUUGGCCCAGGGCUUUGCGUUUGUCUUCGUUCUUUCCCUGGUGGCCAUGUUCCAAUUCCUCUCGCCCUUCACAUAUGGAAACGUCGGUUUGAGUGAAGCGGAAGUCCGCGCCCGACAAAUUCUGCCUUCCUGGCGGCUCCAGUUUCUUAAAAACUAA